AUGUCCAACGACGAGCAUCCUAUGUUCGACGACGACCGACACGGAGGCGCACAGGAGGAGGAAGAGGAAGAACAAGCAGACGAGCCCAUGGAUGACGCACCGUCCAAGAAAAGCAAACCUCGACAGAAAGGUCUAGAAGAGGAGGACGAGGAGGAGGACGAAGAGGAGGACGAAGAGGACGAAGAAGAGGAUACGGGACGAAAAUCCAAGAAGCGUCCGAAGCACCGCCAUAAGAAACGCGACGCUCUCAGUCGUUUCCUCGAUAUCGAGGCCGAGGUUAGCGAAGACGAGGAGGAAGAGGAAGACGAGGAAGAAUACGGCGCAGAUAAUUUCAUUACACAUGGCGAAACCGAUGACGUGGACGACGAACUUACAAGACGGAACCAUGCGCUUUUGGACAGCUCAAGGCAUUUUGAAGAAGAAGACAAGAGUCCGGAAGAAAUCGCGAAAGCCGUCGCUCGUCGACAUCGUGACCGAGCAGUACCAUACACUGGUGACAUGAAUGAGAUUCCGCAACGGCUGCUCAUGCCCUCGGUUCACGAUGCCAGUUUAUGGCAGGUUCGCGUCAAGCCUGGGCGCGAACGCGACAUCGUGUUCAGUCUUAUGCGCAAAGCCAUUGAUGUCGAAUACACCGCGCGGCCUCUCAACAUCCUCUCCGCCUUCCAGCGUGACUCGCUACCCGGAAUGAUCUAUGUCGAGGCCCGUAGCGCGAAACAGGUUCAACAAGCAUGUCUGGGUCUGGUUGGAGUGUAUCCUAGUCGGGGUAUCCAGCUCGUUCCCAUCGAGGAAAUGGCUUCUCUAUUGCAAAUAAAGAAGCAAGAGAUGACAUUGACUCCUGGUACAUGGGUCCGGAUACGACGAGGAAAGUACGCGGGAGAUUUGGCCCAGGUUGUGGAUCUCACGGAAAAUGGCGAGGACAUUGGUCUCCGGCUCAUACCGCGAAUAGACAUGAACCCUCGAGAUGACGCUGCUCUCGACCCCGCGGCCAAAAAGCGCAAGAAACCAACAGCAGGGCCCGGUACUAUGCGACCACCUCAACGUUUGUUCAACUACGAGGAGAUCUUGAAAGUCUGGGGACGAAAGCACGUCACGAAGCGGAACCAGUCCUUCGUUUUCCAAAACGACACGUACACAGAUGGAUUCCUGGAGAAGGAUUUCAAGUUUAAUGCUCUCAUCGUCGACGAUGUCAAUCCCACUCUUGAUGAAAUCACGCAGUUCACUCGACGGCAAGAUGGAGGAGAGGACAACGUUGUCAAUCUAUCCGCCAUCGCCGAAGCGUCUCGGAAGGCUGCUAUUGCCGUUCUUCAACCCGGAGAUCAUGUCGAGGUAUUUGAGGGAGAGCAAUCUGGUGUACAUGGUGUUGUGGAUGAGAUCAACGGCGAUGUUGUGACUCUCACUGCCCAAGGACUCGACCUCGAUGGCCAGAAGAUGGAGAUUCCCGCUCGCGGUGUCAGGAAACGCUUCAAGCCUGGUGACCACGUCAAGGUUAUGGCUGGUACGAAUACGGAUGAGACGGGUUUGGUUGUUUCAGUUGCCGACAACGUCGUGACCUUCGUAUCCGACAUGUCAAUGCAAGAAAUAUCGGUCUUUUCGAAGGAUUUGCGAGAAGCUGCCGAGGUUGGGACAGGUUCGAAUACCGUCGGCAACUAUGAAUUGUAUGAUCUGGUUCAACUUGAUGCCCAGACCGUUGGCGUCAUCUUCAAAAUUGAACGAGACACAUUCCGUGUCCUCGAUCAAAAUGGCCAAGUUCGCCUGGUGCAACCACAUCAAAUCUCUAUGCGCCGUGACUCCACUAGGGCCAUCGCCACUGACUCUGAAGGCCACGAAUUGCGUGUCAAUGACAACGUGAAAGAGGUUGAUGGUGAAGGCCGAAAAGGUCGUGUGCUGCAUACCCAUCAAUCGUUCUUCGCUUUCUUGCACAAUCGAGACAUCGCCGAAAAUGGAGGCGUCUUUGUUACAAGGACCCGUUCGCUGGCAUCGUUGGCCCCGAAGAGCAACGUCCUCAAGACAGCAGGAGCCGAUCUGUCCAAGAUGAAUCCAGCUUUGAUAGCUCCUACGGGUGGUAUGGUCGGGUCGGGUGCAAUGGGCCGCGGACCUCGCGAUCGUCAUAUCGGCGCUACUGUCACCGUCAUUAAAGGUCCUCACAAAAGCUACGUCGGAACCAUCAAGGACACCAAUGGUCAAAUUGCGCGGGUGGAGCUUCGUACAGGCAACAGGAUUAUCAUGAUCGACAAGGAGAAGCUACGUCGACGUCUACCCAAUGGAAAGUUGGAACCACUGGAUCAACCCCUCCGCAUCCCUAACCAAAUGGGUCCACCCACAAGCAACUCAUAUGCCAGUGCGGGAAGUUUUGGCGGCCGGACGCCAUUCAACAUGGGGAAGACACCGAACCCGUACAACGUAGACGGCCGGACGCCAGCUUGGAACGCAUCUUCCCGUACACCAAACCCCUACGCCGACGGAGGAAGGACACCUGCCUGGAACGCCACCUCUCGGACACCCAAUCCAUACGCAACGGGUGAUGGCAGCCGCACACCUGUAUGGACCGUUCAUGGACGAACGCCGAACCCUUAUGCAACGGGUGCGAAUGCUGGUGCGCCAUCAACGGGUGGGGGAUGGGGCGGGGCGACGCCUGGCAGAAACGCUGGAUGGCAAACACCUGCUAGAACGGCUGCAACGAGCAGUACGACCACGACUACAACGACGACGAGUGGUUGGGGCGCGCCAGCCGAUGGCUGGAACACUCCAGGUCGACCUGCAUCCUCAGGAUGGGACACGGGCUCGAGCUGGAGUGCCCCUACACCUGCUGCUGCUGCCACGCCUGGCGUGCAUCUAGGACAAACACCAGCAGCACCAACACCAGCAGCCGUCAGCCAGACACCAGAUGGUGUGUGGAGUCUUCCCAUUGCCCAUACCGCUGCGACUCCUGGGGUCAGCGCAUCUGGAUACAUUCCCUCUAGAGGUUCAGAUGAAGGAGUGGAUCCUAACUGGCUGUUCGAUCCCGUCCUGGUGAAUUACCUGCCACGCCUCAAAAUAAUCAUUAAGGGGACAAACACCGCGCAAUAUCUCGACGGAGACUACGAGAACAGAACAGGGCGCAUCCUGGCUGCACAGGAGAACCCAGCAGAGUUUGAGCAAACAGCCAGGGUGCGCUUCGACGACGACGGCGAGGAGCGGAGCAUCAUUGCGCGAUACAUCAUCCCACAGACCGCAUCGAAGAUUCUGGAAGACGUUUUGAUCAUUGGUGGGACGCACAAAGGCCGCGCCAUGGUUGUUCGAGAGCGACCAGAGCAUGACGACCGCGAUCAUAAUCCGCUAAUCGUUGUUGGAGCAAAACACGAAUUCAGCAUUGAGAACGUUCCAUCGAAAUGGGUCGUCCCUCUCGGCGAGUAA
Cyclocybe aegerita is the source of this 3393-nucleotide messenger RNA. NCBI's taxonomy places the organism in Eukaryota, Fungi, Basidiomycota, Agaricomycetes, Agaricales, Hemipholiotaceae. The record is from the annotation of a GenBank genome assembly.